ACGAUGGCUCUCGCAGCUCAACAACAGACUCAGGCCAAUUGGGGCCGCUGGUCUCAGCAGAUUCCGCAAAGCUAUCCCAUGAUGAACUCUCCAGGAUUCAUGCCAUAUGAUUCCAGAGCUCCGGCCGACAAUCAGAUGCAGCGGCAGAUGUCUACUCAGUACUUGGUGAACUCGAACUAUAACCAGCCCCAGAUGCCCACUAUGUCGUCUUCUCAGUAUCAACACGCGGGAGCAUUUUCCUAUGUGCCAUACCACAGUCCACCACCGUCAACUCCCCUUGGUUCUCCAUUCAAAAGCGAGUUUCCCGAGCACCCUCUUGCGCGCAUGGCAAACUCUACGGUCGGUGGACACCACUCUGAGGCGAUGAGAGAUUACCAACCCUAUUCUCCCGUAUCGCGGAGGGGAUCGAUUACUUCAGUCGCUACCAAGCCUUCAAGGGCUCCCGUCACGCCAGGUCCAGCUACUCCCCUCUCUGUCGCUUCAGGUUCCGACGCUCAGAGCCCCAGCACUCCCAACCACCAGGCUGGGUCCCAGCUUAUCAACUCCAAGACUCUCACUUAUAACGAGACGAUUCAUCCCGGCGAUAGAAUCACCUUUAGGACUGAGGUCGAUGAGCUCAUGAAAGCCAUCCAAAAGACACAGACGACCGAGGAGUGCCAGCAAACUCUCACGCCUGCGCAGACACCAAAGGACUGUGCAACAGGCACUCGCGUACUUCGCACUCAGAGCGGGAAGCCGAGAAAACAAUGGGUUUGCGAUGGCCCCAACUGCGGCAAAGCCUUUGUCCAGAAGACGCAUCGCGACAUUCAUCGACGCACCCACACCGGCCACAGACCAUAUGUUUGCCACAUGGAAAACUGCGGCCUUACAUUCUCACAGCGUGGAAACCUCAAGACUCACAUACGGCGUCAUACUGGUGAAAAGCCAUUCUCUUGCGCUGCAUGUGGCAAGUGCUUUGCUCAGCGGGGAAACCUUCGCUCCCAUGAAGAGACACACAAAGGCCUGAAGCCCUUUGUCUGCCGACUCGACGACUGCAACAAGUCGUUUUCUCAGCUUGGCAACAUGAAGACUCACCAAAACAACUUUCACAAGCAAACACUCCAAAAGCUCACCCACAUGUUUGUGCGAUUCUCUGAGCAUGGCGAGGUGCCCAGGGACUACCAGGACCUUUUCGAAUACUUUCAAAAACAUUACAAGAAUAGCAACAAGGGAGUCAAGGGCCGAGGAAAGACUCGCGCCGUGGCAGCUCGUGGGCCUCAAGAUUCUGCCUUUCGACAGGCUGCCUCCCCGGUGCCUGCGUUACUCAGGACCCCGGGUACCACUCAUUUGCCCCAGAUGGCAAUGCAAGCUCAGAAUCCUCACGACAGAAUCUCACCGUAUGCCAUGACCCAGGGAGCUGCCAACACCUUGAGCAAUGUCCUGCGCAACCCAAACCCGGCUUACGGCCUUUACGGACCCGCGUUUGCCUCGGGCCAUGUACGGGAUGGUGUUUUCCAGAUGGGGAUCACUAGCCACCUAUCCUGA
Molecule: messenger RNA, 1524 nt
Organism: Trichoderma citrinoviride
Lineage: Eukaryota; Fungi; Ascomycota; Sordariomycetes; Hypocreales; Hypocreaceae
Exons: 4
Coding region: 4-1524 (506 amino acids)
Biological process (GO): regulation of transcription by RNA polymerase II
Molecular function (GO): DNA-binding transcription factor activity; RNA polymerase II cis-regulatory region sequence-specific DNA binding
Source: RefSeq, a predicted model, not a curated record